This is a messenger RNA of Saccoglossus kowalevskii, 3694 nucleotides long. Its product is annotated as SMC5-SMC6 complex localization factor protein 1-like. Gene Ontology annotation, biological process: DNA damage response; positive regulation of double-strand break repair; protein localization to site of double-strand break. Gene Ontology annotation, molecular function: protein binding. NCBI's taxonomy places the organism in Eukaryota, Metazoa, Hemichordata, Enteropneusta, Harrimaniidae. Gene Ontology annotation, cellular component: nucleus; site of double-strand break. The record is from RefSeq and is a predicted model, not a curated record.
AUGAUGAGUUUUACUAAGCCAAGAAGAAAAUCAAACAAUAAGUACAGAAGCAGUGAUUACAAGUUUUUACUCUCCGCCUUUUCAAGUGUAGAUAAGGUGCAAUUAGCCAAAGAUAUACUAUGGUUAGGAGGAAAAUACUAUGAAACCUUGGAAUAUAAAAAUGACUGUACACACAUAGUGUCUGGCAAGCCAAUCCGAGGUGAAAAAUACUUGUGUGGCUGUGCUGCAGGCAAAUGGGUUGUAACAAAGGAUUACAUAACAGCAAGUCGUGAAGCUGGUAAUUGGCUGGAUGUCACGCCAUAUGAAUGGGGAUACACAGUCCCAAGGAAUUGUCCAUGUUCUGUAGAGUUACUGACUGCACCGAAACGAUGGCGUGAAAAAAGAGCAGCGACUGGACAUGGGCCGUUCCAUAAUUGGACAGUUAUGCUAUUUGUACAAAAUGUUAAUAACAGACCUGCUGUUUACAAAAGGUUAUUAGAAGUAGGUGGAGCGACUGUGCUGCCCCCCAGAUUAAGAUUGAAUGAUUUGGACAGACUUGCACAAUGCCUUACACAUGUGUUUGUUGAUUUGUCUUAUGAGAACAGUAUUCAUGCAUUUCAGCGUAGAGGAGUUGCUUGCCUUUCCCCUGAUUACAUUGCAGCUGUUUUAUGUCAGCAUAGCACUCCAGAUCCUGCUGCAUUCUGUGUAACAACGUACGUACCUCCACCAACUCAGGUCAACUGUACGGCAUCACAUACUUCGUCAUCGUCAUCAACAUGCUCUAGUAGCCAGAGGAGUACUAGUAGUAGCAUCAAUACCAGUACUUCCCGUUCUAGUAGUCAGACCACGUCCAGAGGUAGUCAGAUAUCAAGCUCAAUCACAAGCAGCAUAUCUACUCCUACAGGUAAAGAUUUUCUAGAAGUUCCCGCUAAACUACUUAGUGAAGCUGUUCGUAAAGCUAUCAGGGAAGAGAAAGAAAAAGAGGCCUUCACUCCUAAGCAGGUCAAGUACAGCGAUGGCAUGACGAGAGACGUUUUAGAAAUAAAAGAUAAUAUAAAAGAUAUUAUAUUGCGAGUUAAAAAGCGAAAAUCUGAACAGAGUGGGCCUUCAUUUGUACCAUAUUGUUUUGAGAUGUUACCACUGUCCCCAAAGAUUGGCAAGACCUGUCCAGUACCAUUUACAUUACCAAUGGUAAACACCAUAGAUGCACUGAUAGAAGAGGGCAUGUGGUUACCAGCUGUGGGUUGCAUGCAGUCUUAUAUCUCGUCGACGUCAUAUCCUCCGCCUCAGCUACUACACCAAGUCAUGAAAGAAAUGAUUCAGACUGAUAAUAUAGCUAUAUCACAAGGUGUUUAUCACUUGUUGAAGCAGACACUAUGUUUACAUUGCCCAGCAGUGUCGCCAGCACUGCGUUGUAUGUAUCUACAGUCCCUGUCUACUACGGCAUAUAACGAAAGGAUGUUAAAUAUGGUGGUGGUCGGUGGGGAAUGGGACUUCGUCAGUGCUAUCAUAAGAAAUGCCAUUGGAAUGAAGACAGAAAAAGAUGAUACCAAAGAUUUCGAUGAUGCCAGUGACGGUGAAAAUAAGGAUUCAAGCAAGAAUGACAUUAUUUACAACAAAACUAACACCAGGUUGUUAUUGAGAUACCUAGUGGCUUUAUUUGAACAAGAUUUCCUUGGAAUUCUCGUAAGACAAAGGCCACUGAGAGGACCAAUUUCUCCGCUGAAGUGCUCCUCAACUAGGCAGUGUAUACUCUCCUGUUUAUUAUGGCCUAGUGGUUACCCAACUGCCAUCAGUACGGCCGUCAUCACGCUGCUACACUAUCUGGUGAAAGCUGUGAAGCUUGCUACUGAUGACCAAAACAUGACACAGAUAUUGAAUAUGAUUCAGAGAAUGGUUGCCAUUGCAGCUGAGUGUUACCAACAAGUCAACGUAAAACUUGGUUUCAAGAAGAUGUCUAGUAUUGAAAAUGAAAAGGAUUUCGCCAAUGAAGUGAUAUCAGCUUUCACUGAAGGUGGUCUACUAGAUUGCAGUGCCAGCAUCAGUUUGUUGUUAGAGACAAGCCAACCAUCAUGGCUAAGGAUGCGACUAGCAGAGUGUCUGUUGAAUUCCUAUGACAGUAGUUUGGUAAAUGUAGAUAAUAAACCACUACUCAAUAAACAACUGUCACUUAGAAGAAUUGUUUCCUGUUAUUUCUUCUUAUUACCCAAGUUGUGUUGGACAGUAUCUGAUAGCUGUACUCAGGAUAACAGUGAAGACGACGUAGAAAAUCAAAAACCCAAAUUGAAGAAACCAAAGCCAGCUAAAACUGAGCCAUUGAAGACAUUGGCGAAAGCAAACGUUUGUACAAGUAAAGGUUUUCAGUCAAGAUCAUUAUCACAGACAAGAAAAAGAAAAAGUCUCUUGUCCCCUUGCACAGAUGAAAAUGAACCUCUUGCUAAGAAAAAACACCUGCAAGUCAACAAGAGAAAUUAUAAAGGUGAGACACAGCUUCAUGUUGCUUGUAUUAAAAACAACCUAGCUAAAGUGAAAGAGCUGUUAGCAUGUCCUGGUAUUGACAUCAAUGCACCGGACAAUGCCGGAUGGACACCAUUACACGAAGCCUGUAACCACGGCAAUAUUUCUAUUGUAAAGGAAUUGUUGAGAUUUAAACCCGCUCAAACCAUCACGUCAUUCUUCACAAAAGGUACCAAGUCUGGUAAAAACAACAAAGGUGGUCUUGACUUGCUGGCAUCACCAGACUGUGGCACUACAGUUUUACAUGAUGCUAUAUUUAAUGGACAUAUUCAGAUUGCUAGGUUGAUUGUCAAGGCUGGAGGUAAACCAGUACUGAUGGCAAGGAAUAAAGCAGGGUACUCCCCACUUGACUGUGCAUUAUCACAUGAGAUGAAAGAGGUGCUACAACUCAAUAAGCAAUCUGAUAUGGACACCAGUAGCCAAGACAGCACCAGUAUAACCACUGACAGUUCACAAGAUUCAUGUCCAACCGAUAGCGAGUUCCAGUCUGUCGUAGCUGAAGAACUUCCUUCAUGUGAUUAUGCGCAGAUCUUGAAACCGUUUGGUGGUAAAGUGUGGAGCUGUUCUACACAGAAAUGUGAUCUGUAUGCAUUGAUAGUGUACCAUUUAUUGAAGUCUUACCUCCGUGUAUCAGAUUUAAACUUACUGCAUCUCGAGCUUGAACGAUCCAAGUCUGGGGAAUUGUUGAUGCCGUUAUCUAGUCUUCUUGAUCCUGAAAUAUCUAGUCCUCCAUCAGAUACUACUCAAGAGUCAAUCCAAUGCAAUUUACUGCCAUUACUCUCCAGCCAGAUUACUAAUGUGACAGCCAGCCAAAGCAGUACAUCUUCAAGUCAAGAAAGUUGUCUGUCAUCCGCUCAUAAAAGAAAACCUACCAUAAGCGAGCGACCUGUUGUAAUUCUCAGUGAUCUUAAUUCAAAUUCAAUAAAGGCACCGUACUUUAUGGGAUGUGAUGAAAAAGCUAUCGCUGAAGACUUGGUUUAUUUCUCACAGUUAGGAACGUUUGUUCAGAAAUUUAGCGAUCACUUAAAAAUUAUUGGUCCAGGAGAAAAUCUUAGCGGAAAAUGUAAUAGAAUUGUCUCUGACAUGGAAGUACUGGCUUCCAUGACUGGCUCAUUAUAACAAAAGGUGAUGUUCUUAAAUUGGCUCUGGAUAUCAUGAAUAGAAAAAACUGGCUUUUAUUUUAAAGCAAAUCUCUGUA